Caenorhabditis elegans is the source of this 932-nucleotide messenger RNA. RefSeq lists its product as uncharacterized. The record is from RefSeq and is marked reviewed. Lineage: Eukaryota; Metazoa; Nematoda; Chromadorea; Rhabditida; Rhabditidae. The transcript is spliced from 4 exons. The coding region runs from base 163 to 573 and encodes 136 amino acids.
AAAACAGUGAUUUCAUUUUUUCAGCCAAACCUAACGGCCGAUUGACGCACUUGUGAAAUUCUGAAUUCGCACUACCGCCGCUGCUGUAUAAAACGAAAAGUUUUACGCAAAUCUUCUCUUUUCUUUUACUCUCCAACUUACUGCAGAACAUAGACCUUUAAAAUGGCUGAAAGUAUUAUUGAUUUUGUGCUCGUUGCUAUUAUUUUAGCCGCCUUAGCGGUAGCUACACUUAUUUUAUUGUUUAUGUAUUCAACUCGAAUGCGUAAACCAUUUCAAAAAUGUUUGGGUCGAAAAUCGGGAAAAACGGAGGAUAUUGAAACUGGAAUAUCUCCAAAAAGAUCAACAAUUCGAGUAAUCAAAUCACUUCCAAAUACUUCACUUCCUCCGACACCUACAGCUUACACAAAACCACCAGUUCGAAGAGUUCACACAAAUCCCGUCGAAGUUGAAAGCCCUUCAAGACAAUUCAUGUUCAUUUAUCCAAAGAAACCUAACUAUCAGUCAGAACAAGCUACUUUCCAAAGUGGUUCCACAAGAAGUUCAUACUUACCAGAACGAAGGAGUUCGCAGUGAUUAGUGAACGUUGAGGAUAAUCAAUUCUAAAAAAUUAUGAGUAAACAUUAUUCACUUUCUAUUUUUUUUUCUGUGAAAUUAGAGAUUAAAAUUGUUGUAUAUUAGAUUAAAUGCGGGUUUUAUAAUUUGUGUAAUGUUGUUAUUUGUAAUUUCAAGCAUGCAAAGUUUGCGAAUGCAUGAUCAGAUUUUAACAAGAGCAAACUACUAACCAAAGUUGUAACUGAUGGAAAAUGUUUCUAAAACAAUCCAUUGUAAUUCUUAAUAUUGAUUCAAUUUUAAAUAUAUCUUUAUAUUUUAUUAUCUUACAUGUUCUUUGCCGCCUUUAUUGAAUGAAAAAUAAACAGUUUUCUAUGAAAAAA